Messenger RNA from Hirundo rustica (Barn swallow), 1532 nucleotides. RefSeq names its product protein kinase AMP-activated non-catalytic subunit gamma 1 (gene PRKAG1). The transcript is spliced from 12 exons. The record is from RefSeq and is a predicted model, not a curated record. Bases 44 to 1057 code for a protein of 337 amino acids. NCBI's taxonomy places the organism in Eukaryota, Metazoa, Chordata, Aves, Passeriformes, Hirundinidae.
GGGCGGAAGUGGGGCAGCGGCGCCUCGGGCCGGAGCGGGACCCAUGGAGGAUCCCGGCCCCGACCCUGAGCCCGGCCCCGGCCCGGGCCCGGCCGCCGAGAGCCCGGCGGAGCUGAGCCCCCCGGGGCUGGAAGGGGACGCCCACCGGGGUGCCUACACCGCCUUCAUGAAAUCCCAUCGCUGCUACGACCUGAUCCCCACCAGCUCCAAACUGGUCGUCUUCGACACGUCCCUGCAGGUGAAGAAGGCGUUCUUCGCGCUGGUCACCAACGGUGUGCGGGCAGCCCCGCUCUGGGACAGCAAAAAACAAAGUUUUGUGGGAAUGCUGACCAUCACCGACUUCAUCAACAUCCUGCACCGCUACUACAAAUCACCCAUGGUGCAGAUCUAUGAGCUGGAGGAACAUAAAAUAGAGACAUGGAGAGAGGUUUAUCUGCAAGACUCCUUCAAGCCGCUGGUCUGCAUUUCCCCCAAUGCCAGCCUGUUCGACGCCGUCUCCUCCCUGAUCCGGAACAAGAUCCAUCGCCUGCCCGUCAUCGACCCCGACUCGGGGAACACGCUCUACAUCCUCACCCACAAACGCAUCCUCAAGUUCCUCAAGCUCUUUAUCGCAGAGGUCCCCAAGCCCGAGUUCAUGGCGCGGACGUUGGAGGAGCUGCAGAUCGGCACCUACAGCAACAUCGCCGUGGUUGGCACCAGCACCCCCAUCUACGUGGCCCUGGGCAUCUUCGUGCAGCACCGCGUCUCCGCGCUGCCCGUGGUCGACGAUUCGGGGCGCGUGGUGGACAUCUACUCCAAAUUCGACGUUAUUAACCUGGCAGCUGAGAAGACCUACAACAACCUGGACGUGACGGUGACGCGGGCGCUGCAGCACCGCUCCCACUACUUCGAGGGCGUCCUCAAGUGUUACAAGCACGAGACGCUGGAAACCAUCAUCAACCGCCUGGUCGAGGCUGAGGUCCACCGGCUGGUGGUGGUGGAUGAGAGCGAUGUGGUUAAAGGGAUCAUCUCCCUGUCGGACAUCCUGCAAGCCCUGGUCCUCCCGCAGGGCCCCUGAGGCAGUGGUGGGGAGGGGGUUCGGUCCUCCCAAGCCCCCCACUCUCUUCUCCUGCAGCACUGUGCCCUCCCCCGGGGCUGGUGGGGACACCCGGGGAACGCCCCCACUCACCAGCAGCGUCCAGCAAUAACCCCCAGCCCUGGGGCAGCCCUUCCCUGGCUGGGGGGGGAGCCCACAGCCCCCCCCCCUCAUGCCGUGCCCUGCACCCCAAAACCGUGUGGGGUGAUGGGGGCGGCCCUCGGCCCCUCUGGGGUGCGGGGCCAGGGUCGCUCGUGUCCACGCCAGCGCUGUUCCUUGCGCGGACUCUUGUCCCCGUCACCCUGCGCCCUCUCCUUGGGUUUGGUGAAGCCCACCCGGCCCGGGGACCCCCUCCCACGACCCCGGGGGUUCCUCCCCGGGUUCCCUCGGCUGUGCCCACACCCGCCACCGCUUGGUGUGUGAAGAGAAACCACGAAUAAACACAGACCUGGCAGCA